Botrytis sinoallii is the source of this 498-nucleotide messenger RNA. RefSeq lists its product as uncharacterized. NCBI's taxonomy places the organism in Eukaryota, Fungi, Ascomycota, Leotiomycetes, Helotiales, Sclerotiniaceae. The coding region runs from base 1 to 498 and encodes 165 amino acids. Gene Ontology annotation, biological process: translation. The record is from RefSeq and is a predicted model, not a curated record. Gene Ontology annotation, molecular function: large ribosomal subunit rRNA binding; structural constituent of ribosome. The transcript is spliced from 5 exons. Gene Ontology annotation, cellular component: ribosome; cytosolic large ribosomal subunit.
AUGCCUCCAAAGUUGGACCCCAAUGAGAUCAAGAUCAUCCACCUGAGAGCCACUGGUGGUGAAGUCGGUGCUUCCUCAGCAUUGGCUCCCAAGAUCGGUCCUCUUGGUUUGUCACCAAAGAAAGUCGGAGAAGAUAUCGCAAAGGCCACUGGAGACUGGAAAGGAUUGAGAGUCACCGUCAGACUCACCAUCCAAAACCGUCAAGCCGCUGUUUCCGUUGUCCCAUCCGCCUCCUCCCUCGUCAUCAAGGCCCUUAAGGAGCCUCCCCGUGACCGCAAGAAGGAGAAGAACAUCAAGCACAGCAAGUCAAUUGCUCUUGAUGAGGUUAUCGAGAUCGCCAGAACUAUGAGAUUCAAGUCUCUCGCAAAGGAGUUGAAGGGUACCGUCAAGGAGAUCUUGGGUACCGCUUACUCCGUUGGUUGCCAAGUUGAUGGAAGAAGUCCAAAGGAUGUUAGCGACGAUAUCGAGUCUGGAGAGAUCGAGAUUCCUGAGGAAUAA